This is a messenger RNA of Chelonus insularis, 1598 nucleotides long. It is a transcript of the gene Orc5, whose product is annotated as origin recognition complex subunit 5. Gene Ontology annotation, cellular component: nuclear origin of replication recognition complex; nucleus. The record is from RefSeq and is a predicted model, not a curated record. Bases 182 to 1525 code for a protein of 447 amino acids. Gene Ontology annotation, biological process: DNA replication; DNA replication initiation. Lineage: Eukaryota; Metazoa; Arthropoda; Insecta; Hymenoptera; Braconidae. The transcript is spliced from 3 exons. Gene Ontology annotation, molecular function: DNA replication origin binding.
CUCAUCAAGCGUGAUCCAGAAUCAUACAAAGAAGAGUUUUUACAACAAUACAAUCAUUACAAGUCAACUCUAGAAGUUUUUCGUUUGACACCUGAAAAAUACAACAAGAGCCUUGAUGAAUUGGUUAUGUUUUUGGCCCAGGUAUAAAUAAUUGGAUAUUUUUGAUUUAAUCAUUUACAAAAUGGAAGCGUGCUUGAAAUAUUUUGAAAAUACCAUUCUUUGUAGAGAAAAAGUUCUAAGAACUUUAUACUCAUUGAUUGGUAACUCCUCGUUUUACGACGAACCAAUUCCUCCAACUCUUCUUUUAUAUGGUCACAUUGCCACAGGAAAAUCUUUAAUUAUAGAAUCACUUUUAAAAUAUCUCGAUUACCAUUAUUCCAUUAUAAAUUGCAUCGAGCAUCCUACACCUAAAAAUUUAUUUCAAUUUAUUUUAGAUGAUUUAACAAAUACCUCAUCGAUAAAAUCAUCUGAAGAUAAUGAUAAAUUAAAAUGUGAUAACAUGAUGCAAUUCAUUAAUCAUCUUCAAAAAAUUAAUUUCGAAAAACCAGUAAUUAUAGUACUUGAUAAAUGCGAAAGAUUACGAGGUAUGAAUCUAUUGGAAGUAUUUGUAAGAUUAAGAGAACUAACUGGAUUAAAUAUUUGUACUAUUUUUAUAACCGAUCUAGAAUGGGAUAAAUGUUAUACCAAAAUGAUUGGAGGCGAUGAAUACAAACCUAUUAGAAUAUUUUUCCCCCAAUAUACGAAAGACGAAAUAUUAGAAAUUCUCUUUUUAUAUAGACCUGCGGAAAGUAGUAAUUAUAGCGACGACUUUUAUCGAAAUUAUCUUAAUUUAUUUUUGUCAGUAUUUUAUCGUUUCUGUCGUGAUAUAAAUGAACUUCGUUAUAUGGCUAAAAUCAAUUUUGUCAAAUAUAUCGAGCCAUUUAAAACUGGACUAUGCACGCGUGAAGAUAACGUACAAUUAUUAUGGAGAAAUAUUUCUCCUAUUUUUAAAGCUAACUUAGAAGUAAUUUAUUUAAGAAUUUCAUCUAGUGAUGAUUACUGUACUACAACUCAAUUUUCUCCGGACUUUGAAUCAACUACAAAAUUAGCGUUAAGUUUUGAACUGCCAUUCUAUGCUAAAUAUCUGUUAAUUGCUGCCUACUUAGCUUCUCAUAAUCCCCCAAAAGAAGAUAAAAGAUUAUUUAUGAAACAAAAAAUUGAUGAUGGUAAAAAAAAGAAGAAACGUGUAAAUCGAUUAAAACCUUCAAAAGCGACAAAAAAACCAACAGGCCCACGAAAUUUUCCACUAACUAGAAUGCUAGCAAUAUUUUGUACUAUUAUAGAUGAAAAAGUAGAUCUUAAUGCCAAUUUGAUAGCUCAAAUUUCUACGAUGUGCCGAUUAGGUUUAUUAACAACAGUUGGAGGAGAUUAUUCAGAUCUAGAUGAGCCAAAAUUCAAAUGUAACAUUAAUUACGAUUUCAUUGCUGUUAUAGCUAAAACAGUUGGUUUUACCAUUAGAAACUAUUUGUGUGAUUUUAUUAAUUAAUAUUAUUAUUUACUUUUUUACUUACUGAUUUAUUGAUUGUAAUCUUUAUUAAUAAACAAUUUACAUAAAAUAA